Molecule: messenger RNA, 1234 nt
Organism: Prorocentrum cordatum
Lineage: Eukaryota; Dinophyceae; Prorocentrales; Prorocentraceae
Source: the annotation of a GenBank genome assembly
UUCCGCUGGCGCAUCGAUGUGAGGAAUAAGACGCGUCUCAAGUACAACCGCUUGCGCGGUCUCGGCUCGAUCAGAAUCACUGGCAUCACGGGGGGUCCUGACCUGCUAGAUCAGCGCAUUCAGCAAAAAGGCGAGAAGCACGCGUCAACAGCCCCACAUCGCCGCGGCAGCCAAACCUCAGAGCUGGAGCAAAAUCGGAAAGAACUGCAGAAUCAAGUCGUCCUCUACCACCACGGGGAUCCAAGCGCCAGCCGCCAAAGAGAAGCCUUCAAACUGCACCAACCCCUCCUGCGCGCACUCAGGAUGCACGACCGCAGCGUGAGGGGAAUCCUCGUGACCACCACGAGUCCCUGGCCAAACAUUGGCACACACUGAGGGCGAUGAGACGGUACCCAACUCUUGGUUUGAGUCAGAGAAGCAGUGGAGCAAGCAGAAGCACCAGCCACAAGUAAUGCGACUCGAACUCCGACACCUGCACGAGAGAACAGCACGACAAGGGCUGGCCGAAUGUCAUGAAGACUAGUAUGUGGAUGAGAUGUAGUAGGAGCCACAGGCAGAACGCCGCCAACCAGCAGCCGAAGCAGGCCAGCGACCUCUUGGGCUCGAAGCUGGCCAUGCCGGAGAAAAUGGCGAGAGCCCCGAAGCGCUCGGCCGAGCCUCGGCUAGGUGGAGAAGCCCAGGUGUCACGCCACCCCACCAGCACGGCGCAACAAAACCUUUGGACCGCGAUGCGAGCCGCCGCAGCCCGCGACCCAGCCCAGCCGCUCAGGCCGCCCCGCUGGAGGGGUCGCCUGCCCUCUGCUGCGACGCCGCCUGCAGCUGCUCCACCGAGUGGGCCGCCUGCGCGUGCGCCAGCCCUCGCGUGACGGUGUCCCGGCAGCGCCCGGCGAUGCCGAGGAGAUGAUGCAGCUGCGCGUUCGCCCUGAGGUGGACGAGAAUGUCGGUGGGCGCGCCCUCCUCCGCGAGCCGGCGCACCUCCCCCAACACCUGGAUGUAGGCCGCCCUGCGCUGUGGGCACACGGCCGCCCACCCAUACGGAGACCUCCUGUUUGUCGAGGGCGGCGGCGGCGUCUCUUUGGCAGGAGUCGGCCGCGCUCACAUGCCGUCGACUCCCAUGGAGUCCGCACAGCCUAAUCAUGGUGCCCAUGGGCGCUGAGCUUGAUCAUGGUGCCCAAACUCCCAUGGCGUCCGCACAGCUUGCAGCAACAAAACAUGGCCACACCUGACAACGUCG